This is a messenger RNA of Cladocopium goreaui, 5151 nucleotides long. Lineage: Eukaryota; Dinophyceae; Suessiales; Symbiodiniaceae. The record is from the annotation of a GenBank genome assembly.
GCCAUCCUCCGCAGUUCGUCCACGGCCUCGGUCCGCUCCACGGGAUCCACCACAUCCGACGCGGCCAUGCGACGACAUGGUCCAUCCUCCUCCAGUUCGAAUCGACUCGACAAAAAGUUGGUCGGCUCACAUUCAAUGCUGGAGAACGCUCAAGAAGGCGCCGAAAAGGGGACCUCAAGGCUGUCCAGUGGAGGAGCCGCGGAGGUCCACGUGGAGGAGCCGCCAGAGCUGCUGGAUUCAGAGGAAAUGGAGGGCGAACAUCGGGAAGGCUUGCUGUGGGCUGAGGAAAACGCCUGCAGCGGAGAGGUGCCACACGCAGCGGCGGAUCCAAUCACGGUCUCGUUGGACCUACGUCGGGUGUUGUCGGGUGCCGCCAGCUACACGGAUGUAGAGCUGAGCGACUCCGACUUCCACGACAUCGCCUUGCACGAGGAGCUCUGUGAGGAUGUCCUGCAGUUGGACCUGGCUGGAAUCCAGGCUCUGGCCUAUGCGUUCAUCGCCAAGUUUGGGUCCCUGAAGAAGGCCUUCAAAUAUUUCGACACCAAUAAACAGGGCCGUUUCGGCCAAGUGGUCUGGGACAAUGGCCUUGUACUGCUGCGCAUCGAUGUGGAGAGGUUGUGCGGUUUUCGACCUGCCCAGAUCUUUCACAUGAUGGACCAGGAGCCACAAGGUGGUUCAGUUUCCAGGAAGAAGUGGAAUCGGUUCUUUUCAGCGGUCGAGGAGGGCUUCUUAGCCACCUCCAUGAAGGACACUGCGAAGGCGAAGGGUACUUUGCACCAGCGUGCAGUGAACAAAUCGGAGCACCUCCUGUCAGUCUAUCGUGAGAGGAGGAAGACCCACGGGCCCGCGAAGUCUCGCCGGAAAGGCAGCAGUUUGUCCAGCAUCGCCAGCAUCGCUGCGUUGAAAGAUGACGCGCGAGAAGUGCGAAAGGUGCUGCAGAAAUCAGGCAGCCGCCGGCCGCGGAAGACGGAGUCGCAGCGGAAUAUGGAUCGGAAGGGCUCAAAGGUCAGCGAGGAUCCAGCAUUGUCCGAAAAACGCCUCCAGCAAGAAGAUGCGUUCCGGCAGAAGGCGUUGGAGGAGCUUGGGGAGUUGGUGAAAGGGGAUGCCAUGACCUACUUGAACGACUGCUUCAAGAAGUGGAAACCCUCGGAGAAUGCCUUGGAUCCCGAGGUUCCGAGUGGACAGGGAGCCUUUGAUCUUUUACAUGCUGAGGAGAAGUGCGAAAUCGUGGAGGAGAUUGCAGAUGAACUGGGACUAUGGAGGCUGCCUCGAGCGGAAGCGCAAAGUGCCAAGGGCAGCUUUGGCCGUUCCGCCACAAUGGCUUUCCUCAAACCUGGCGCCGCUGUGGGUGGAGCCGUUUUGGUCUGUCACCUGCGUCUAUUCGCAGACGCCACCAAUGAGCAGCUCAAUAAGUUGCAGGGCAGCAACGGGAGCCUGGAAUUCCCCUCCACCCUCUCGGAGAUUCAACGUGUCGUGGUGCACGUUUUAGCCGCGACUAAAGGCCUCACCACACUUUCUGAGGGAACCGGCGCGGCGCGGCGCCUCGUGGCCUAUGACACUGGGACCUUUGCACAGGAACUCAGGAGGAAGUUGUCUGAUAUCCAGCCGGGCCAGAGCAAGGUGCUUUCGGACGAAUUCUCUGCUGCGCAACGGCGCUUGGUGCUGCUGGCGGAGUUCGUCUUCAACCUGAUGAACUUCCGUGAGGAAUUGCAAGAUCAGCUCAUGAAUCUGGACGUGGGCAAGGUGCACCAUUUCGGUGCCAGCCUCUCCGAGCAGGAACGGCAAGUCGUGCACGAGACAGCGAUGCACCUGGGAUUGACUGCCCACACCGAAGGCGGCCGCACCACGCGCCACGUCACCGUGGCCAACCUGAAGGACUUCAUCGCCGGCCUGCGGGCGCGGAUGGCGGCGCUUUUGGAGCCGGAGGAUUCGGAACUCUUUGAGAACCUGGCGCCGAUGCAAAUUGUGGCUGUGGAGAACUUGGCUGCGGAGUUGGGUCUGCAUUGUGCCAGGAGACCGGGGGGCAGCGUGCUGGUGUCCAUGUCUGAGGUCCCAGGCAUGGAGGAACGAAGGCCAGGCCAGGGCGCCAGGGAUUCGCAGUCUCGUUCAAAGGAGAAGGUCGUGAAAGAAAAAGAUGAAGAUUUGGGAGAUGCAGAGGGUGUCAUCUUGACCCGUGAGACCUCGCAGGCCUCCUUGAUCAACAUGAUCUUUGAGGCAUAUGCCUCGGGAAACUACCGCGGCCAGCGGACCUUCCUGCGCUUUUCGGAUCUCAAAGAGUUUGCGGAGGACAUGAAGGAACUGAUGCCUGACGUCCACAAGACCUUUCAUCAUUUUACAGGACUCUUGGAGUUUUACUACGACGACACGCAGCAGCUGCAGAGUGAUAUGGGUGAUCACGGUGCCAAAGGUUUGACCCUUCGAUAUUUUCAGGUCUUUGUGCAAAAGGUCCUGCGAAGGCUGGGCCCGCAGAUCGUUGGAGUUCUCUUCGCUCUCAUUGACCAACGUCCCAUAAUGCGGCAAGCAUGCCGACGCCAACAGGUGCGUCCGCAUUGUGCAGUGCUGCAGACGAUCGGUGUCGCUUGCGCUGACGACAAAGUGGAUGGUGAAGCGCAGGUGGUCUACAAUGCAUUCGUGACAUUUGUGAUUUUUGAAGAGCUGGAUCGGGAGUACCUGCUUUCCCAGGCAGCUGCUCAAGAUUUGCAAGAGCUCUUUGGUUUGCUCCGCUGCAGUCACUACAAGACCAAACCAUCAGACCUCAGAUGCUUUGUGGACACGCCCAACAUCCGUUGGUUUGUGCUGCGACAUGGCAGCCACUACUUGGGUUUAGGCAUCGCAGGAAUUGAGGACGCCGUUCCAGAUCGGAUUGCAGAGGCGGUAUACCUGCGACAGCAGAAGCUUCCCCCCCAGCUGGUGGCACAAACUCUCUCCUCCGAGGCAGGUUUUCGAGAAGCGACGGGGUAUCGCUUUGCCCGGGUCAUGCGGCUGUGUGUUCAUCCUGCCGUGCAGAAGAAAGGCCUGGGUUCCCUUCUGCUCCGUAAGAUCUUGGAGAGCCUGCGUAAGGAAGAGGUCGACGCAGUUGGCGCAUGUUUUGGCCUGAAGCCAUGGUUGUUAAAGUUCUGGCGAGAUGCCAACACCAGGCUGGUGUGGAUUGCUCAUGGCAGUGAACCCAGCAGCGGUCAUCACAGUGCAACUGUGCUGGAACCCCUCAGCUGCCGCUGUCGCAGUUUGGUGGAUCAACUUCAGGCACGUUUGGCGUUGCAGUUGCCAGAGCUUUUACUGGGUCCAUUGAAGCAGUUGGAUUUGGAAACGAUUGGCGGGGUGGUGAGCGCCCUCCCAAGCCCUGCAGAGCAGGUUUCGUUUCAGGAGCAGGACCAGGCGGACGUCUUCAGCUUCGCCCACGGAGCGCGGAACUUGUCCUGUUGCCGCUAUGCUUUGGCAAGGGCGGUUCUGCGGGCCGUGGGCUCUGCCAGUGUUGCGAGGUUGGAAGGGCGCUUUCAAGCUGCGCUGUUGGACAUGCUUCAGGGCCGCGAGCCCAAUGAGUCCAUCUUGCGCCAGGCCGUCAGAAAGUUGCUUCCAAUGUCAGAGGCCACCCUGAAACUCCCACGGUUUUGGCUCGAAAUUUGCCCCGGUGGUCAUCUGGCGCCCAACGUCAAAAAGGAUUCCUUUUUAGAUUCUCGGCAUCAAAAGAUCGAACAGAUUGAGAAGGAUGAGAAGGAUCUCCCUACUUGGCCCAAUUUCAGGAGCUGUCGCAGCUGUCGCAGCUUGCGCGCGGGUGAAGGAGUGACGGCAUGGGAUUUGGAGCUCCCCAGGGUAGAAGGUGUGAGGAUCAUUGAAGUUGUACGUUCCAAGUCUCCUUUUGCGUUCCUGGGCUCAUGGCUCAUUUGGGAGAUGUGCUGGUGGCCAUCGCCCGCAAUGUUGACUGCGGCGGUUCAGGGCGAUGGCGACCAUGGCGACCGGCGCCUGCCCCGCGACUCGCCCUUCGUGGGUGCCUUGCGCCACGCACCGCAGGGAGAGAUCCUCCAGAGCCAAUUAGAUCGGCUCCUCCGGCGGCGAGCACCGGAAGCACCGCCUCCGGGAGGCUCCCGGAGCCGAGGAGUCUUUUCGGAGGAGCAUGUCGACCUUUCUCGGGAGAGUUCCAAAAAGCUUCCUUCCUCGUCUCCGUACGUGGGCUUCCAACGCCAUGCUCCGCCCUCGCCUUUGCUGUCCUUUGUGGACAGCCGACUCUCCUGUGGAAUCCUUGAACCUGGCGAUGUUUUGGAAGGUUUGCCAGAGCUGGACCUUGAGGACACCUUGCCCGGCGAAUUGCCAGAGGAGGUGUGGCAUGAAGUGAUGCGCCUGGUUCUGGACAUUCCUGAUUUGGCGAACUUCGCGCGAGUCUCUAUGGGCUUCCAGAAGAUGGUGCACUCCGAAGAUGCCUGGCGUGGACGCGUGGUGCGAGUUCCACCGAGUUGUUUGGAGCAUUUUGCUCCUCAUUUGGAGCCUUGGUUAUGCGCUUGGAGUUGUGCCAAAAAACUGGUGCUGCCGCGUUCCGCGCAGCUCUUGAGCCAGGUCGCUCAACGAGCUCCAGAUCUUCCUGUUGAGGUGAGCUGGCGAUUUGACCAUCACCUAAAAGGUGAUGGGGUGCAGGUGCUGAAACACGGCUGCACAGUGCGGCGCGUGGCCGAAGAGGAGUUGGUUGUCCUCGGCGAUGCAGCCCUGCCUUCCGAGCAGGGCCGUUGUCCGUAUUUAGAAGUACACAUCGAUGAGUGUGGUGAGGGCAUCGGGGAUCAGAUCAACGACUUUGGCUUUGGGGUCACAGCCUGUGAUCCUGAGGAGAUUUCCGAACUUGGCUCAGUGGCGGAUGAGGUUCCCCGGUCCUGGGUGGUGGAUUUCACUCAAUCGAUGGUCUGUCUUAGUGUCAACAACCGGGAGGCAUCGCAGGGUAAACGCUUGUCGGCGGCGGCUUUGAAAGAGGGCUGCCGAGUUGGCUUGCUCGUGAAACCCACGACCUUCGAGAUCUACAUCGAUGGUACCCUGCGAGACACCUUGCCUGUGCGCGUGGAGGACCGCGUGCCCAGCAACACAGGCUUGUACCCGGUCUUGGACUUGUACGGACGGACCAUCGAAAUCUCAAAGACAGAGGCUGAGGAGCCCUUCUCUCGCCUUGCUUAG